CCGGAAGCCUCAUGCGCUCCAUGCUGCACCGCGCGGAGUCCUUCCUGUUUGAGGAAUUUCAAGGAAGCAGCAGAAACUGGAGUCAGUCGCAAAUGCUGAUGGGUUCAUCUCUGUGAUCUUUGGGAGGGGAAGACCCAUGCUCUCUCAUCUUUCUGCUGCCAUACCGCCCCUGUACAUACUGUGGAUCGCCAUGGCCCAGGUUGCUGGUCAGGAGGACAGAGAGAAAACUACUGCACUCAAAGAUUUGCUGUCAAGAAUAGACUUGGAUGAACUGAUGAAGAAAGAUGAACCUCCUUUUACUUUCCCCAAAACACUGGAGGAGUUUGAAUAUGCCUUUAAUGAAUAUGGCCAGCUGAGACAUAUAAAAACGGGUAAACCCUUUGUGUUCAAUGCCAGAGAGGAUCUCCACCGCUGGAACCAGAAACGCUAUGAAGCUCUUGGAGAGAUCAUCACUCAGUAUGUUUAUGAGCUGUUGGAGAAAAAGUGCAACAUGACUAAAGCAAUCCUGCCAGUGGAUGCUACAGAAGAUGAACCCACCAGUUUUAUCUACCUGAGCCCAGAUGCCUUGUCCAACCCAUCCAAGCUGCUGGUGCUGAUCCAAGGUAGUGGUGUGGUGCGUGCCGGUCAGUGGGCCCGUAGACUAAUCAUCAAUCAGGACCUGGACUCAGGGACGCAGAUUCCUUUCAUUAACAGAGCAAUGGAGGAGGGCUACGGUGUGAUGGUACUCAACCCCAAUGAGAACUACUUGGAAGUGGAAAAGCCAGCAAAGUUCUCUCCCCUGCCUUCUCCUACUGAGCCCUCGGACGAACCUGCUGAGAAGAGGGAGCGCAAGGAUGAUAAAGAGGGCAAAAAGAAGAGAGAGUUUUAUGAGAAAUACCGGAACCCACAGAAAGAGACAGAGACCGAACGGAUUCCGAUACGAGAAAACGGCUCCUCUGAGGAACACGUGCAGUACGUGUGGGACCACUUUGUGUCCAAAGCCGCAGCCAAAAAUGUCUUCAUCGUGGCCCACAGCUAUGGAGGGCUGUCAUUCGUUGAGCUGAUGAAUCAGAGAGAAAUGCAAGUGAAGAACAGAGUGUGUGCGGUGGCUCUGACUGACUCUGCUCACAACAUCUGGCUACAGGAGACCAGCAAAAGCACACAGGACUGGAUGCAGCAGCAUUGUUGUAACUGGGUGUCGAGUCCAGAGCCCUUGGACACACCACUGGAUCCUAUGCUGCCGGACUGCCCCAGAGUCUCUGCAGGCACAGAGAGACAUGAGCUGACCUCCUGGAUGAGUUUCACCUCCAUCUUCAGGUUUUUCAGUGAGGUCCUGGAGGCGAAAGAAGACGAGGAGGCGGAGGAGACCUGCAACACUGUCACCACUCGCAGCAGCUCCCUCAAGAACAAACACCAAGAUUUGUAGGCAAACCAUCAACAGUGACUUGGAACUGGCGGAGAUGUGGGGUGGGGGUGGCGAGGGAUCAGCGGUGGGGUGCAAAAAGGGUCCUGUCUGCUAUUUUUUUCCCCUUUUCUCGCCCUGUUUCUCUGUAACCUCCCACCACCUCUCCUUUCCCACUCUUUUCCCUGAGUGUCAUUUCUCCCUUCCAGCCCUCCCUGGUUUUGCGCACACAUAGCCUUCUUGUUGUAAGAGACAAGAGUACAGGGUCACCGUGUAUACAUCACAAUAACGUUUUGCAUUACUUCUAGUUGAGUGCAACUGUCAAAGCAAUAUGGGCCUGAGUGUUAGCGCUUCCCGUGGGCUGUGGCCUGGCUGCGGGUACAGGCCACAGCAGCAGAGAUUAAGGCUGACAGGCGCUGUGCACAAUGCGCUGUGGUGCACCUCUAAUUGUCCUGACAUCAGCCUGAACUGAGCUAAUGCCCCGCCUGCCCUCCAGUCUCCACUGCUCAGCCUCUCCCUCCUCUCCCUCUUCCCCCCCCGGUCCUAACGCCUGGACUGCUUACCCUGAAAUUAGCUCAUGUGGAACAGCAUGUUCUGGUAAGACUCGGUAUCAUUUAAAUCUGACUAAUGCCUCCUUUUUCCUGCAUCCCAUACCCACCACAGGUUUUAAUAAGACUGAACUCUCUUCACUCAUGACUGUUUGUUUUAACAAAGCAUGUUGUUUUUAGGACCUGUCUUUAUUGUGUGACUCUUCCACACACACAGUCAGCUUUUAAGUUUAACUUUUACUCAUUUAGCUCUGUGAGGGACAUGGCUCUAACCUGCGCCAUGUAUUUCUGGAAUUGCAGUUCUUAUUAAAAGAGAGAUUUGUUUGUUUUUCAACUUUGAGCUAAAUUUGAAGGCAGUGUCUCAUACACACAUUCAGACUAUGUUAUUUUUAAUAUUAAACCAAUGUCUCUCAGAGCAAGUAAGUGAGUGUUUACUUUAGUACAUCUAUGGGUUUGAUUUGCAAAAAGUGUGGAGAGUUCAUUUCUCUGUUUAUUAUAAAUAUAUAUCUUUUUUUCCAGUGUGAUAUCCUUGAAAUUGAUGUCUCUGGAUGAUUGAAUGCGAUGAAACAAAUAAACCAAACACAACCUGUUCUGAAUAUGGAAAAUUCAGGACACUGAGCAUAUUUAAAAUCACUUAAAGUCAAGCAUCAAAAUGGGUUUGAGGGAUAUCUCAUUUUAACAGGAGCCAGAAGUCAGCUCACAACACUCAUAAAACCUCAAUAUAUCGCCUUACACAUGUCAGGAAAUCCAAGAUUUCAAUAUUAUUCUAAGCCGGAAUGAUAUUUCCUUAGAUGUUGGAGAAAUGUAACAUAUCCAUUUUUUUUCUUUCAGCCAAAGUACUCUUCUUGUGUACUUAGAAGUGACAAAGUUAGCUCAAUGCUCAGCUGCACAUAAUCUGACUAUGUGACACAAACAUGGUAAUUUUUUUUUCCAUAAAGCUGAUGUGUUUUAUAAACCACUCGAGGCUUAAUGGAAUACAUUUCUAAUGUGUCAUGACAUUAGUAAAAACUCAAACUGGAUACUAAGUCUUAUGAUACCUUAGACACAUUCUCACAUAUAUACUUCUCUCUCCUUUCUUUUCCUUUACUUCCAACAGUUACCAUUGUUAAACUUGUACACUGUGAAAUCCUGCCUCGUCUGCCCACUGUGUAUGGUUUAAGGCUUUUGUGGAUUAUCUUUCUGCUGUAAUCAGACAAGUGUGGCUGAUGGUUGCAGGCCUAAUUUCCUUUUAAUUUGAUUCAGAUCUCUCCAGGUUUCAGCAAAGAAGUUGGCUUAUUAUUUGAUUUGAUGAGUUUCAUUUCCAGAUACCAUUGCUCAUCUUUCUGCUUUUCAGCUACAAUCAGUUCAUUUUUCACUCUGCAAUUUGUAUAUUGUUGCCUUAGGAAUAAACAAGACUCUGCUCACUGUUUUUAAUAAUAUCCAGCAAGCCAUAUGUGAACAGAACUAACGAUGUAAGAGCAGCCUAAAUCCAAAGCACAGUCUGCAAAUAAAAGUGGACUGUUUUUGCCAAUUGCUCUGGAAGACGCUAUUUUUUGCAGAUGGUUUAUUUGUUCUAAUCGUUUAAGAAACAUGCCUAUGUUGUUUCAUCACAGUACAGGCUUUUGGUUUAUUGAAAGUAUCCUGCCAGGUCACAUACUUUGCUUAUAUUAUCAAAUGUUUUCCUCCUCCUCUUUUGAUCCAUCUCGGGUUUUAAACGACUGUCUUUAAAAAUUAUUUUUAUCGCUUCUGCGACACAGUAAUUACUUUAACAUGAUUUCAUUUUUGUAAUCAACUCAUUAAAGAAAAAAGCAAACAAAACGAAUCUUGCAUCUUGA
Amphiprion ocellaris (clown anemonefish) is the source of this 3743-nucleotide messenger RNA. It is a transcript of the gene arb2a, whose product is annotated as family with sequence similarity 172 member A. Gene Ontology annotation, biological process: regulatory ncRNA-mediated heterochromatin formation. Lineage: Eukaryota; Metazoa; Chordata; Actinopteri; Pomacentridae. The coding region runs from base 137 to 1405 and encodes 422 amino acids. The transcript has 11 exons. Gene Ontology annotation, molecular function: siRNA binding. The record is from RefSeq and is a predicted model, not a curated record. Gene Ontology annotation, cellular component: nucleus.